CGGUCACACUAAAGUCAAGUCGCCGACAUUGUGCAACGCGAAAUUCGUGAAAAUUUUUUUCAAAUACAAUUUCAAUUUGAGCAAAGAGUAAAGUGAACAAUUAAAACUAGAAAAUGACGGUAAAUAAGCGCGACGCGAGUGCUGCGCGUCCGCGUUGCUUCUUCGACAUAACGCUCGGCGGUCUGCCCGUCGGACGCAUUGUUUUCGAACUGUUUGGCGAUGUGGCUCCCAAAACCGCAGAGAAUUUUCGCUCCCUGUGCACUGGCGAGAAGGGUCUGGGUCUGAUCACAGAGAAAAAAUUGCACUACAAGGGGGCUAUAUUCCAUCGUGUGGUGAAGGAUUUUAUGGUCCAAGCGGGCGAUUUCAGUGCAGGCAACGGUACCGGCGGCGAGUCAAUUUAUGGCGGCACAUUCGAGGAUGAAAGCUUUGAAAAGAAGCACGACCGCCCAUUUCUGCUGUCGAUGGCCAAUCGCGGCAAGAACACAAAUGGCUCGCAGUUCUUUAUUACAACACAGCCUGCGCCACAUUUGGACAAUCUCCAUGUUGUAUUUGGCCAAGUUAUAACCGGGCAGGAGUUGGUCCGGCAAUUGGAAGAGCUGCCCGUUGACAGGAAUUCACGACCGCUGCAGGAUGCGGCCAUAGCCAAUUGUGGAGAGCUGAUCAGACAGACAAAGGCCAAAAAGGAAAAGAAGCGUAGAAAGCGCUCAACGGCCACCGAUGAAACAAACAGCGAGGAUAGCGAGGCGGCGGCAGCGGAGGUUAAGACACAGCAGCGCAAGGACAAAAAAAAGAAGCACCGCAAGCAGGCAAAGGCCAGCGAAAGUGAAGACAGCGACAAAGGACGUGGUAAUGGCCGCCAUGUCCAGCAGCAGCCAGACAAUGACGAGGAGGAGCAAGAGGAAGGCGAACUGCAUCCCUUGGUCACCAUCACCAAGAUAGAUCCUAACGAGAUACCAGAGGUAUCGAACAAAUAUCUCAUGCGCAGCGAAAAGUCUCGGUCCCGGGAUCGCGAGGAGCGUGAGGAUCGCGAAGAUCUCGGCUAUGGUCGAGAUUUGGACCGUGAACGGAAUCGCGAUCGUGGCAAGGACCGUGAACGGGAGCGGGACCGCAAUCGGAAUGCAUUUGGCUGGUCGAAGAAGCAGCCACCGCCCACAUCUCGCAGUGGACGCAUUGUCAAGGGGCGUGGCGUGUUUCGUUUCCGCACACCUUCGCGCAGUCGCUCGAGGAGCAAUACGCCGCCGCACUGGAAGCAUGCCCAGAAGCGGACCAUCAAGCUCUCGGAUCUGGAGCGCAUCGAGGAGGAGAGCAAGAUGCGCGAGGAGGAGACAAGGCGGCGCGAACAGGAGCGCAAGAAGCGCCACGAGGAGGCCAUCAAGAAUCCCAAAAAGUCCUUCUUUGAGCUGUCGCAUGCCAGCACCUACGGCGGCAAAUUGACGCCGGACAGAUCGCCCGAUUAUAAGGGCGGCAGCAAGGCCACAACGACCAGCAAGGAGCCCGACCGCAAGACAAAGGAUGCAAAGGAGAAGCCCAAAGAGGACGCUGCUGCUGCUGCUGCAGCGCCGAAGCGUCGUAAGUCAAUGGACAUGAAUGCCCUCGACUAUGAGCAGCAGACCGAUAGCGAGCCGGAGCCCGAGGCCCCAGCGGUGCUGCCCAUCAAGGAGUCGAAGAAGUCAAGCAAGUCCGAGUCCAAGAUAGAGGCGCCACAGAAGAAGGAGCGCGCCGAAAGCCGCACCAAGCGCGAGGAACGCAAGGCCGACGAGAAGCCCCGCGAUCGCGAUCGACAGCCAUCAAGGCGUUCCCGUGAGCGCUCUGGCUCGCAGCCGCCGACGCGCAACCGCAAUCAGAGGAGUCGCUCCCGUUCGGCCCAGCGCUCCCGUCGUUCGCCGCCUCGUCGGGCGCAGUGGUCGUCGCCGGGACGACGUGGCCAGGGGGGCAAUAAUCAGGGCCAGUUUCAGAGCCAGCACCAUCAGAAUCCGCAUCAGAAUCAGUUUCAGAACCAGCAUCAGAGCCAGAUGAAUCGCAAUCGACGCAAUCCCUUUUCCGACCGGCGGUGGCGGCGGGGGCGUCGUCGUCGCUCGCGCUCCCAGGACGAGUACAAGAAUCGCUUCCCCCUAUCUCCCAUACGAGGACGCGGGGCAUCGCCCAUCGGCGAUCGUCGCCGACCGCAGCAGCAGCAGCGGUCUCGCAGUCGUGGGCGGCGACAGCAAACACCCGAUCGCCCCAAUCACAGACGCCAGGAAUCUCCGGACAGACGUCGUCAGGAGUCGUCACCGGUGGCAAGGAAGCGCCACGAUUCGGCCGUUCGCAAGCGGCAGGAGUCGCCGCCGGGUAACAGAAAACAGAAACAGGACUCGCCACCCAAAAAGCGGCAAAACUCAACCGGACGAAGGCGUCAGGAUUCAUCGCCCGAGCAUCGACGCAGCCGCAGUCGUGGUGGCCGCCGGCGCAGCUCGUCGCGCAGCAACAGCAGAUCCCGGCGCCGGUCACGCAGCAGCAGCCCCCUUCCCAAGCUGACAUCGGCCCUGCCCAUGGAGGAGGACCGUGAAAAGGCGGCACGCGAAAAGAAGCAGAAGCGAGCCGAGGCAGCCCUGCUGCUGAAGGAGCACAUGCGCAAGGAGAUAGCCAAAGAGGAGGAGCGCCGAGCCGAGAAGCAGCGACAGGACGAUCUCGAGAAGGAGCGCACCACCAGAGAGCUGAGCGAGCUGGAGCGCCUCAAGGCGGAAACCCUCAAGAAGCUGCACGACGAGGAUCGGAGUGGCAGUGGACCGGGUGGCGGCGCUGGUACUGGUGCUGGGGCCGCAAUUGCUGCCGCCGAACAGCCCUCGUCCAGCCGGGGCAAGCGCGAGGGCAGCAGCCACGAGGAUCGGCAUCGCGACAAGAAGCGCAAGCAUAAAAAGUCCAAGAAGGCGUCCGCCCGCUCGGACUCCGAUUAGAGUAGAGUUUAAGACACAACAGGACUAUCACAUAUAAAAUCGUAACUUUCGUUCCACCAAUUCGCGACAUUUUACACUCAACGGCAAAUUGUAUAAAUCUCUGUACUGAAGACCGUUCAAUAAAUGCAAACUUUACUUUA
Molecule: messenger RNA, 3073 nt
Organism: Drosophila obscura
Lineage: Eukaryota; Metazoa; Arthropoda; Insecta; Diptera; Drosophilidae
Gene: Moca-cyp
Product: peptidyl-prolyl cis-trans isomerase G
Biological process (GO): protein folding; protein peptidyl-prolyl isomerization
Cellular component (GO): intracellular membrane-bounded organelle
Molecular function (GO): peptidyl-prolyl cis-trans isomerase activity
Source: RefSeq, a predicted model, not a curated record